Molecule: messenger RNA, 2302 nt
Organism: Myxocyprinus asiaticus (Chinese sucker)
Lineage: Eukaryota; Metazoa; Chordata; Actinopteri; Cypriniformes; Catostomidae
Product: fidgetin-like
Exons: 2
Coding region: 34-2259 (741 amino acids)
Molecular function (GO): microtubule severing ATPase activity; ATP binding; ATP hydrolysis activity
Source: RefSeq, a predicted model, not a curated record
GGACAUGCAGCGGGAUUUAAAAUCUCCAGACGGAUGAAGUUUGACAUUGGCUUAAAGAUGCAGUGGACCCAAGAGCAUGCGCAGUGGGCCGAGCAACAUUUUGACAUCUCAUCCACCACACGUUCCCCCGCACAUAACGCAGAAGCAUACCGCGGACACCUGCAGCGGACCUACCAGUACGCUUGGGCCAAUGAUGAUAUAUCUGCCCUGACGGCCUCCAACCUUCUGAAGAAGUAUGCUGAGAAGUAUUCUGGUAUCCUGGAAGGUCCCAGUGAGCGGGCACUCCUGUGUUCAUACUCUGAGAGUGCUCCAGGACUAUUGAAUGGACACAAGUCGGAAAGUGAAGCUUGGCAGGAGGGGAUCUACCCAAUGAGCUGUUCAGCAGAUGUGGUGUCUGCAAGUAAAACUGGCAUGACGCCUGCCCUGCCUCCACCAGAUGUGACGGCAAGUGUCGGCAGCUCCACAGGAGUGGCGAGUAGCCUGAGCAAGCCCAGCUACUCCAGCAGUAACUGUGUAAAUCACACCCCUGGUGCACUCCACUCGGGAAUCCCGUCUCAGGAAUUCGCUAGUAGUUAUAACGGCUCAUACUUGCAUUCCACUUACAGCGGCGGGCAGAGCACGCCAGCGCUCCCAUCCCCGCACCCCUCACCUUUGCACAGCGCUGGGCUUCUUCAGCCUCCGCCUCCAACCCUGGUGCCCAGCUAUAACGCAAGUUCCCCGAAUCUAUCCAGUUACAACUACCCUCCAGCAGGCUAUCCCUCACAGACUGCAGUUGCCCCAGGCUACAGCCCAGGGGGAGCACCCCCACCUUCAGCUUACUUGCCCUCAGGCAUUGCCGCCCCCACUCCCCUACCCCCUUCAACUCUCCCUGGGUACUCUUACCAAUCCCACAGCCAUGCACCAAUUGCACCGACACCUUUGAAUGGCAGCUCAGCCAACACACUGAAAAGAAAAGCAUUUUACAUGACAGGCCAGGGAGAUAUGGACUCCAGUUAUGGAAAUUUCAACUAUAGCCAGCAGCGUUCUGCCCAAAGCCCAAUGUACAGAAUGCCAGACAACAGUCUUGUUGACUCAACCAGAGGGAAUGGAUUUGACCGGAAUGCUGACACAUCAUCGUUGGCGUUCAAGCCCACAAAGCAGUCAAUGCCUUCGGAUCAGCAGCGAAAGUUCAGCAGCCAAUCUGGCAGGGCGCUGACCCCUCCUUCUUACGGAUCCUCCAAAGGCUCCAUAGGAUCCCUUCGAUCAGGCGAGUCCUUUGGGAAGUUUGGCUCCCCCAUUUUGAGUGACCACAGUGACGAAAACAGACAUUUCCCCCAUUCCAUUGGCACGGCAACUUCGUCCAGCCACCCCGCUGAGGAACAGUUGAAAAACAGCGAUGCAAGUUUGGUCGAUAUUGUCACCACAGAGAUUCUGCAGCAGACGCCCCCUGUGGACUGGAGUGACAUCGCUGGUCUGGAGAUGGCAAAGGCCACGAUAAAAGAUGAGGUCCUGUGGCCUAUUCUGAGGCCAGACUUGUUGAGUGGAAUGGCUGCAUUACCUCGCAGCAUCCUUCUCUUUGGACCUCAGGGCACAGGUCGGACUCUACUUGGUCGUUGUAUGGCCAGUCAGCUUGGCGCUGCUUUCCUUCUUCUUAGUGGCUCCGCAUUGGUAACAAAAUGGCUAGGCGAGGGUGAAAAGAUUGUUCAGGCCUCAUUCCUGGUCGCUCGCUGCCGGCAACCCUCGGUGGUUUUUAUUAGCGAUGUAGAUCUGCUGUUGUCUGCCCAGUUGAGUGAAGAAAGUCCUGUGAACCGAAUCAAGAGUGAGCUGUUCCUUCAACUCGAUGGAGUUCUUAGCUCACCAGAGGAACAUGUUAUAGUGGUAUGUUCCACCAGCAAACCGGAAGAGAUUGACGAGUCUCUACGAAGGUACUUUGUAAAGCGGUUGCUUGUUCCAUUACCGGAUGCCACUGCACGACACCAGAUAAUCAGCCAGCUGCUCUCACAGCACAACUACUGCCUCAGUGACAAGGAGGUUGCACUGCUUGUUCAGCGGACAGACGGUUUCUCUGGCCUUGAUGUGGUCCGACUUUGCCAGGAGGCCAUGGUUGGUACUCUCCAUGGCAUGUCGGGCACAGACCUUUCAGGAAUGAUGCCAGGUCAGAUGAGACCAGUGUCAUACCAAGACUUUGAGAAUGUGUUCUGCAAAAUUCAGCCAAGCAUAUCGCAGAAAGAACUUGAUACAUACACUGAAUGGAAUAAGAUGUUCGGGUGUAGUCAGUAAAGAGUUAGGGCACAGAAAAAUCUGCGGGGUGACCUCCCCUGCU